GCCGUUGCGGGCGAUCGCGUGUCUAAUUGGUGAAAAUGGACUCGGAGGAGUACAGUAGGGACCCGUUCUCCAGCGAGGGCCUGUGGAGGAUCUCCGAGUUCACCCUGCAAUGUCUGCAGCCGUUGGAAUCUUUCCCGUGGGAUGAGAAGUUACCAGAUCUCUCCGGGGGAGUUUUCAAGUUACCGCUCAAUAUAUUCGAUAAAGAUGCGCCUCGAAUACCGGACCUCGAUGUGUUCGACACCGACUUCUCUGAUCCGGAACCCGCACUGCUGCCGACGCUGGAUACCUCGAGUGAGAGUCAUUUUGGAACGAGCUUAGAUCAAGAUGACGACAAGGAACGUGCGAAAGAUGAAGAGCAAUCUUUUGAAGACAUUUGGGCUCUGGAUACAGUUCUGCACAAACCGAACAAUGGGGUUGCUCUCCGGUCUUGGGAAAAGUUCCUGGAUCGAACGCAUCGCGAGUCAGUAUCCGCAUACUUUAGCGAGUCCGGCGCAAAAGGCUUCGACGCGGCGUUGGCACACAAUGAUGCCAAGAACGACAUUACCGAGAGGACAUCCAUUGUUCGUAAUGAUGCCUUUUUUCAGGCUCUGUUCAGACUCGGACUAGGCUGGGGUUCCAUAUUUUUCCGCUACAAUGAACAACGUCAGGUAUUCGAGGCUGUGCACAGCAAUCUUCGCAUCUCCGGUGUAACCGCUCUUACUCUAAAUGCCGUGACAAACGACUUGAUCCAGUGCGGGACCAAGAUGCAGAAGAUCCGACGCUUUGUGGAUAAGAUUCCUGUCAAGUCGAAUGAGCUAUCGACGCUUGGCGCUUUCUCUAGCGCUGCAGCAGUUAUCAUCUAUACCCUUGAAAAGCAGCUUGCCAGACAUGCGACCUAUAUUGCUUCUCUUCUCCAGGUCAAGAGCCUCUUCGGACAAUGCGGGGAUCUAGUGCAUGUUCUGGCGAACAUAGUUGACGCUGUCCAGGGAGCCGUGUCUGAGGCCGAACUGAUUUCCGUUGUCCUUGAACGAGCGGCACACUUCGCGCAAGUGUACGGCCAAAUGGAGGCUCUCCUUCGGCAGAUUGUCAUUUGGGUCAUGGAGCCCUGGCUUACUUAUGUGGAAACCUGGAUUGGGUUUCGCCCUGAGACAUCGACUUCAAUCGAGUUAGCGUCCAGCGGGAGAGCGUUUGCGCUUCGUGAGACGCUUGAGGACAGCCAUAGGUUCUCAUCCAAGGCCACAAGAGUUGACUAUAGAUUCCUGCCUGACCUGAUGCCCUCUUUUGUCCCACCGGAUCAAGCACAGCUUAUCUUUGAAACUGGACGGAGUUUGCGGCUUCUUAAGCUGACCCACCCGCAACAUCCUAUUGCAAGCCAUGCAACUUACCGUGCUGAUUCUGUUGAGCUGGACUGUGCUGGCACGUGGUUGGAUAUCGAAAGGAUUCAGAGCAAAGCAUCCGAGUAUGAGGCGAGGCUUCGUUCUGCAAUUUUGAAGUACAAUCAAGGUGAAUCACUCGAACCACACGCCACUCGGACAAUUGAUGCUUUGACGCCCGAGAAGUCCAGCGAGAUCGAGGGAACGUUUGAACUCUUUGAUAUCGACAGGUCUUCAAAGACAGCAGGACUCUUACCGGAAGAGGCAGCUCUAUCGCAAAAUCGACUCGGACGCCUGAUCGAAGAAGCCCAACCAGUAUACCUUGAGUCUCCGCACUCACAGAGCCACGACCUAAGCCCCGAGUUGACAUCUUCCCCCUACCUUUCCCUCGCGCCGCUCCUAUCCUCUCAGGCCAUCCUAAUCGACUAUUCCUGCCUCCACAUGCUCUUCAAAGAACACAACUUACGCACCCAUCUCACCCUCCAAUGGCGCUUCCAACUAUUAGGGGAUGGCUUCUUCACCACCCGCCUCUCGCACGCCCUCUUCGACCCAGAAAUGACGAGUGGCGAGCGCAAACACGGCGUCGUCCGCACCGCCGUCCACACGGGUCUCCGGUUGGGAACCCGGAGUCGCGAAACCUGGCCGCCCGCCAGCUCCGAACUCCGCCUCGUCCUCAUCGGCCUUCUCGAGGAAUCCUCCUUCUCCUUCUCCUCAUCCACCACCACCACCACCAACAAACCGGAACCCCACACCCAUCUCAGCUUCUCCAUCCGCUCCCUCAGCCCAGCCGAGAUCCAACGCGCGAAGAACCCGCACGCGCUCGAAGCGCUCGACUUCCUCCGCCUGAUCUACACCCCCGCGACGCCGGUCCUCGCGACGAUCUUCACGCCGACCUCACUGACCAAAUACGACAUCCUCUUCCAACACCUUCUCCGCCUCCAGCGCAUGGUUUCAGUCGUGAAGACGCUAAUCCGCGACUCGACAGCCCGGAUCUCGCUGUCCGGCGACACACACAACAUCUACCAGCGCUUCCGGAUCGAGGCGCAGCACUUCGUGCUCGCGGUGAGCGACUACUGCUUCCACGUGGCCGUCGGGGCCGCGUGGACGCGCUUCCAGGACCGGCUCGCGCGGGUGGAGGCGUGUCUGGAGCGGGGGGAUAUCGACGGGACGAUCGAGGCGGCGGGGUCUGUGCAGCGGCUCCGGGAGAUGCACGAGCGGGUGUUGGAUGAGAUGCUUGGGGCGAUGUUCCUGAAAGACACGGAUCAGGGGGUCGUAGACAAGGGGAGGAGAUGGUUGGAUGGGUGCUUUGGCUCGAUUUUGGAGUUUGCGCCGUUGUCGAGGGUGGAUGGUGGGGAGGGCGUGAGGGGUGAGGCCGUCGAGGAGGUUAAGAGGUUGUUCGUCAUGUUUCGGAAGCAGGUCGCUGGGUUUCUGGCGUAUCUGCGAGGGGUGGAGGGGGUUCAUGAUGCUCCGGAAUUGUCGUUCGGAGCGCGAUCGUUGGAGAGGGAGGGCCCGAGGAGUGUAUUUGAUCAUCUGUUGGCGCGGUUGGAGGUGAAGGCGUAUUAUUGAAGUGCUGGAUAGGCUGGGCGGUGAUAUCAGUCAUGUAUUUCUGAUCUAGGCGAGCUGAUUUGGGGGUUGGUGAAUGUAAAUAGGUUGAUUGGAUGACUUCGGUGACACCUCCCUGCUUCUCGAAUCACGAACCUCCCCAGCUCUUGAGAACUGCAAACACCUCUUCAUCUCUCUCAACUGUGAUGGAUUCAGCC
Molecule: messenger RNA, 3112 nt
Organism: Aspergillus homomorphus CBS 101889
Lineage: Eukaryota; Fungi; Ascomycota; Eurotiomycetes; Eurotiales; Aspergillaceae
Product: tubulin gamma complex associated family protein
Exons: 2
Coding region: 36-2918 (960 amino acids)
Biological process (GO): microtubule nucleation; cytoplasmic microtubule organization; mitotic cell cycle
Cellular component (GO): gamma-tubulin complex; centrosome; equatorial microtubule organizing center
Molecular function (GO): microtubule minus-end binding; gamma-tubulin binding
Source: RefSeq, a predicted model, not a curated record